Molecule: messenger RNA, 3067 nt
Organism: Cololabis saira (Pacific saury)
Lineage: Eukaryota; Metazoa; Chordata; Actinopteri; Beloniformes; Belonidae
Gene: ints7
Product: integrator complex subunit 7
Exons: 20
Coding region: 81-2978 (965 amino acids)
Biological process (GO): snRNA 3'-end processing
Cellular component (GO): integrator complex
Source: RefSeq, a predicted model, not a curated record
UCAUUACAACAUUGUCUUGCUACUGAAAUGCUAAUGGCUCAUGCGUGCUGUCAAACAUUUCAGUUAAAACUUUAACAAUAAUGUCGCUUUCAACAGCAAGAUCGUUCUUAUCAGAGGCUUGUUAUGGGGAACAAGAGCUCGACGCCAACUCCGCUCUCAUGGAGCUGGACAAAGGGCUUCGUUCGGGGAAGCUGGGAGAGCAGUGUGAGGCUGUGGUGUUGUUCCCCAAACUCUUCCAGAAGUAUCCUUUCCCCAUCCUCAUCAACUCAGCCUUCCUAAAACUAGCAGACAUCUUCAGACUUGGCAACAACUUUCUGCGUCUGUGUGUGCUGAAAGUAACACAACAGAGUGAGAAACAUUUGGAGAAGAUUCUCAAUGUGGAUGAAUUUGUAAAGAGGGUGUUUUCAGUCAUCCAUAGUAACGACCCCGUGGCUAGAGCCAUCACCCUGAGGAUGCUUGGAAGUUUGGCUUCUAUUAUCCCUGAGAGGAAGAAUGCCCACCACAGUAUUCGACAAAGCCUAGACUCUCAUGACAACGUGGAAGUGGAAGCCGCUAUCUUUGCUGCUGCAAGCUUCUCUGCACAGUCAAAAGACUUUGCUGCUGGAAUUUGCAACAAAGUCAGUGAGAUGAUUCAAGGUUUAGAUACUCCAGUGGAGUUGAAGCUGAAGUUGAUUCCCAUGCUGCAACACAUGCAUCAUGAUGCCAGCUUGGCAUCCAGCAGCAGGGAGCUUCUGCAGCAUCUGGUGAACUCCUACCCUUCCACCCCCAUGGUCAUCGUCUCGCUGCACACAUUCACUCAGCUGGCUGCCUCCUCCCUCAUUGACAUCCCAAAGCAGUUGCAGCUUCUUCUUCAGUACCUUAGAGAUGAUCCAAGAAAGGCUGUGAAGAGACUCGCAAUUAAUGACUUGAAGCUUCUGGCUAAAAAAGCUCCUCAUCUCUGGAUCAGAGAAAAUACUCAGAUGCUGUGUGAGUGUGCUUUAACCAUCCCUUACAUCAGUUUGAAGCUGGGGAUGUUGGGUGUCCUCUCCACCUUGUCGGGAACAAUAGCAAUCAAGCAAUAUUUCAGUAAUACAGCAGGUGUCCCUUCGGUUCCUCCGCGGCUCACUGACCUGGUUAAACUGGCUCAAGAAUGCUGUUACCACAGCAACCUGGCUGUAGCUGCACACGGGGUCAUCGUGCUCUGCAACAUUGCAAUUUCCUGUCCAGAAAAAGAUGUCAUACAGUUGGAGCAGGACACCGUUUUGGGAGUAGAGUCCCUUCUGAUGCUGUGCAGUCAGGAUGGAAGCCCGAGUGCACAGGCCACACUCAAAACGGCCCUCACCUCAUUGGUUAAGCUGUUGAAAAGUCGACCGCAUCUCAGCCAGUCUGCUGUGGAAUUCCUGCUCGGCCAGCUCCACUUGUCCUUUGACUCCUCCCGCAUCCUCAUGUGCCACGCGUUGGCCGCCAUCGCCACACACCUGCCUGUGCUUGGAGAUGGCAUGCUGGGAGAUCUGGUGGAUCUAUACCGAGUGGUCAGUCACUCGUCCACUUGUGAGCAGCAAGAGCUUCUGGUUUCCUUGGCAACAGUGAUUUUUGUUGCAAGCCAAUCUUCUCUGUCAGCUGAAGUGAAGACAGUCAUCAAACAGCAGCUGGAGAAUGUUGCCAACGGUUGGACUGUGUAUCGCAUCGCACGGCAAGCCUCGCGCAUGGGAUGCCAUGAGUUCUCCAGUGAGCUGUACCAGUGUCUGCGGACGCGUGUGGCAUCAGAGCACUUCUACUUCUGGUUGAACAGCCUGAAGGAGUUUUCGCAGGCUGAGCAGUGCCUGAGUCACGUGGAGGACGGGGACUACAGCGGAGCCAUGACUGCCAUCGCCGAGGCUCUGCGCUCCUACCAAAAGGGCAUCGCCUCCCUUACAGCUGCCAGCACUCCUCUGAGCCCGCUCACAUUCCAAUGCGAGUUCAUUAAACUGCGAAUCGACACUCUUCAAGCUCUGUCGCAACUCAUUUGUACCUGCAACAGCCUGAAAACCAGCCCCCCUCCUGCCAUUGCCACCACCAUCGCUCUCACUUCAGGCAACGACUUACAGCGCUGUGGCCGCAUCUCAUUGCAGAUGAAGGUAUGCAUGGAUGAGUUCAGAAGUCUUGCCACUCGCUACGCUGAUUUACACCAGGCGUCAUUUGAUGCUGAUUAUGCCACCCUUCGCAAUGUGGAAUUACAACAACAGAGCUGUUUGCUUGUCUCUCACGUAAUCGAAGCUUUGAUACUGGAUCCACAAGCUGCCAGUUUUCAGGAAUAUGGUGCUCUGGGGUCAGUUCAGACGGAGAGUGAAUAUGAACGACGGAUGAUGUCAGUUUUUAACCGUGUGCUGGAGGAAGUGGAAGGCCUCACUAAGAAACACCCUCCUGUUUCACACCUGCAUACAAGUUGUCUGUGUGGCGCUGUUAUAGCUUUGCUCAAGGUCCCUCUGUCUUUCCAAAGAUAUUUCUUUCAAAAGCUUCAGUCAACUAGCAUUAAGCUUGCCCUCUCUCCGUCACCACGUACAUCGAGUGAGCCGAUCCCUGUGCAGAGCAGUCAGCAGCUGACUCUGAAAGUGGAGGGUGUGGUGCAACACGGUUCCACACCAGGACUCUUCAGGAAGAUCCAGUCUGUCUGUCUCAAUGUCACCUCAGUUCUCCAGACCAAGACGGGGCCUGAAUACAAGAUUCCACUAGAUACUAAAACGAAUGAGAUCGAGCAGCGCGUUGAACCUCACAAUGACUACUUCAGCACCCAGUUCUUGCUGAACUUCUCCAUCCUGGGGACCCACACGGUUACUGUGGAGGCGUCUGUGGUGGAUGAGAAUGGCAUUGAGUGGAAGACGGGGCCCAAGACGAUGGUAUCCGUCAAGUCUCUGGAGGAUCCUUACUCCCAGCAGCUCCGCCACCAGCUGCAGCAGCAGCAGCAGCAGCAGAGUGGAGCUCAGCCUGCCUCUCAGAGAGGUGCAUAUACUCGUUUCUAGUGAUUUCCUAUUCAGAGCUUCCCAGUAUGACCUAAUAAUUGUGUACAUACAUUUUCUUUUUUCAACGAUUAAAAGACGUUUCAUUUCUA